Molecule: messenger RNA, 3862 nt
Organism: Oryctolagus cuniculus (rabbit)
Lineage: Eukaryota; Metazoa; Chordata; Mammalia; Lagomorpha; Leporidae
Source: RefSeq, a predicted model, not a curated record
GCAGACGGGAGGGAGGAGGGCGAGUCCCGUGGCCGGCCAGCCCCCGGAUCCCUCCUGCCGGCCCGGGGCCGUGCGAUCUCCAAGCACUCCGGGCCAGGAACUCCCGGAUCGGGCGCUGCCAGCCUCCAGUCCCCUCCCUCCUUGGAGGUUCCCGGCUCUCCGGCCUCCACGCCCCGAUCCCUUCCUGCCUGGCGUUCUCGGACCCCUGAUAACUUGGGGAUCCCGGAACCCCAACUCCCGGGCAGGCCCGGGCUUGUCGCGGGCACCACUUCCUGCCUCUGACCCCGGUGGGAGGGGCGGUCCUGCCUCGGCCCCCUCAGACUAGGGGUCUGGGUGCAGGAGACGCGCCCUGAGCUCCCCUCCCGGAAGAAUGUAGGAUGCGGGCCCCGCUGCCAGCCCCUGGCUCCUGCAGAGCCUCACUGCAUGGACUCGCAGCCGCCUUGUGCACCAGGGACCCCGGAGUUCGCGGCACGGCCCUCCCUCGGGGACCACGGGCCUCCCAGGAGUCCAGGCGCCUCUUCCCUCCUCUCUCCUCUAGGGCCCACCAGCUCUGAGCAGAUCAUGAAGACAGGGGCCCUUUUGCUUCAGGGUUUCAUCCAGGACCGGGCCAGCCGGAUGGGGGGGCAGACGCCCGAGCUGGCUGUGGCGCAGGGGCCCCAGGACGAGUCCACCAAGAAGCUGAGCGAGUGUCUCAAGCGCAUUGGCGACGAACUGGACAGUAACAUGGAGCUACAGAGGAUGAUCGCUGCCGUGGACACGGACUCCCCCCGCGAGGUCUUUUUCCGAGUGGCAGCCGACAUGUUUGCCGACGGCAACUUCAACUGGGGCCGCGUUGUCGCCCUGUUUUACUUUGCCACCAAGCUGGUACUCAAGGCCCUGUGCACCAAGGUGCCUGAGCUCAUCAGGACUAUUAUGGGCUGGACGCUGGACUUCCUCCGAGAGCGGCUGCUGGGCUGGAUCCAAGACCAGGGUGGUUGGGACGGCCUCCUCUCCUACUUCGGGACCCCCACGUGGCAAACGCUGACCAUCUUGGGGGCCGGAGUGCUCACCGCCUCACUCACCAUCUGGAAGAAGAUGGGCUGAGGCCGCCAGCUGCCUUUGGACUGUGCCAUUUCCGCAUAAAUUAUGACAUUUUUCUGGAAGGCUGGGGAUCCGGGGACACAGGCGUUUUUCUUACUUUUGUAAUUAUUGGGGGUGGGGAGGGGAGGGAGGCCUGGGCGGGGGCAAUAAACCUCCUUUGGGCCGCACUGCACAGUCUGAGUCACUGGCCUGUGGCCUCUGUGGCCCAGCCACUUCCCCACGCCAGGCCGGCGGGCAGCCUGCUCGCCUCUGGGGUCGUUCCCGGGCCUGAGGCUCUGGACAUGGUUUUCUGGAGGUGCCCUGUGCUGUCUGGGUUGGGGCUGGGUCCGUCCCAACCCCGCCCCUCCAGGGGGCUGCCCAGCACAGGGACACCCCAAGUUCCCAGCUUCCUGGGGUGCGCUGGGGAACAGGGAGAUUCGGGGCACAAGGCAGUGCCCUGGGGCCGUGUGCGAAGUUACCAAAGCCACAGGGCUCCAAGGGAAGGGCCUCGGCCCGGGCCAGGGCUGAGACGGACAGCAAAGGACCCUGCAAGGGGCUGGCCCAGGGGCCCUGCAGGACAGGCGCUGGGCUCGGGACGUGCGGCGCACCUGAGACGCACACCAGGGAGUCCGGGCAGAAGGGGGCAGAGUGAGACCUGGGAGAGUCCCAGGGUCGCCGCUGUCCCUCUCUGUCUGGUUCUGCCUCCCCAUGUCCUGGCUCAGCCUCUUCCACUUGUGGGCCCCUUGAACGUUGCCUGGCGCGUGGCUAAGAUACCUCUCAGGGCGCCCCACACGCCGGCUCUGAGCUCCUGGCUCCUGGGUUCCAGUUCCGAUUCCAGCUUCGUGCUGUGUGCACCCCGGGAGGCAGCAGGUGACAGCCGGGCUCCUGCCACCUACACGGGAGAAGUGGGGUGAGCUCCUGGCUCCCCUCCCUGCCCUGCCCAGCCCUGCCCUGGUUACUGCAGGCAUGUGGAGAGUGAACCUGCAGACAGAGGUCUGUCUACCGUUCAAAUAAAAUAAUAAAACAACAAAGUCCUCUCUUCGCCAGCAGGCCUACCUGAGGCUAAAGGUCUUCAGGCUAAAGUGGAAAAUGUGGUGAAUCAGUAACUCCACAGGCAAACUGGGCAGACAGCAAGUGUGGAGGGGGCUGCGGGGAGCCUGGGCGGCCACCCCGCCCAGCGAGACCGCGGUCACACGCAGGGUCCCAGGGAAAACACUGGGAACCAAAGACACGCGAGAACGCACACACGGGUUUCAGAGAGGGUGCCGCCCUGGGGGAGCGCGCGGCCUUGGGUCUGGUCCCAAGGGUCUUAAGCAGUCAGCAGCUCCAAGACCGACGCUGGCCACUUCCCCUCCCCCCGCGGAGUCAGCAUGACUCAGCACAUCCCGGCCUGGUCACCCGCCUAGGCCGAGGGCCCCAGAUACUGCUUGGGCCCAGCACCUGGGGGUCGCCUUGGCCAGGAGCUGUAGCGCCCAGGUCCUGACCCUGCACCCCGCGCCUGGGGCCUCGGCUCCCCAGGCCUGCCUCCAGGGGCCACUUAAGUGGGGUCCAGGUCCUGCCUUGGCUCCUCCUCCCCCGAGGUCAGGGCGCUGGUUUGAGCCCCUGACUCCCAGACCCACAUGCAUCUGGUGCGUUUAAAAAAAAUGCACGUUCCGGGGAGACAGGCACCCCGCCCCUGUGUCCCCGACCUCUGUCCCUCGGCCGCCCAAGGCGUCUCCUGGACACGCAGAAGCAGCAGGUGGCAGGCCAGACACGGGGCCUCUGUAGAGAGACUGCUCCGGGGCCACGGGAGACCCCAAGUCUCUGGGUUACCGCCAUAACAGCCCCCCCAGGAAACGCAACCCCAGGGAGACCCCAGCACCCUGGGGGUUUCACUCUCCCCAUCUCGCUUCCCAGGAACGCUGGGCGCCGACGGACUCCAAGGCAUCCGAGGAGCCCAGGCUUCUGUGCGCCUUAAGGGGCCGGGCCCCUCUUACAAUCGUCCCUUCCCCCCGCGCCCCAAUAGACUUCCAGGACCCCUCCCCGCCACUUCGACCCCAGGCUCCACACGCCCCAGCAUCAAUGACCACCUGGAGCGCCUAAAGGCCUCCCGGGGAGGACUUAAAUGUGGAUGCCCAUGGUGCCCCCACCUCCUCCUAACCCCCAGGCCUCAGGGCAGGAGCCCCCUCCUCCCAGAGAUCCGCAGGGCUCGCUUACAGCCACCUCCACAGCCCUCCACAGCCCUCCUGCUCGGGGAGACCCCUCAGCUCACAGCACAAACCCCUGGCAGCCUGCAGGUCCUCUCCGCGCUCUGAGGCACGACCCCCCCCCCCGGGUUCCAGAAAGUUCCAUGCUCUCAGAAACGGCCACAGACCCCUGCUUUCCUGAGGUAGCCCCAGGACCACAGGGUCAUCACUCCCCAGGGGCUCCCCGGGCACCCACCAACCUCUCACCUCCCGGAGAGACCCUCAGAAGCCCUCGACUUCCCCGAACCAGCCACAGAACCCCCACCCCCAUUCUCCAUUUCACAACAGGCUCGCGCAACAGGCGCGUGACUUCCCCACCUCAGGGUGGGGACGGAGACCCCCUUUCUGCGCCUGAUUGGUCAGAAGCCGCCCGGAGGCCCUGCCUCCCCCAAACGCCAAUUGGCCGAGCCCUCGCCCUCCGAGCCCCGCCCCCGAGGGCCAGCAGAGUAUAAAAGCCGCCGCCCAAGCAGCCGCCCGAAGCUACGCGUCGGGAGACCCGCGGACCUGUGUCUUGCUUCAACAGUGUUUGAACGGAACAGGCCCGGGGACUCUCUCACAGGCUUCGACCGCCCUCCGAC